This is a messenger RNA of Oncorhynchus kisutch (coho salmon), 1108 nucleotides long. It is a transcript of the gene tvp23b, whose product is annotated as trans-golgi network vesicle protein 23 homolog B (S. cerevisiae). The record is from RefSeq and is a predicted model, not a curated record. Gene Ontology annotation, cellular component: Golgi membrane. The transcript is spliced from 7 exons. NCBI's taxonomy places the organism in Eukaryota, Metazoa, Chordata, Actinopteri, Salmoniformes, Salmonidae. Gene Ontology annotation, biological process: vesicle-mediated transport; protein secretion. Bases 100 to 708 code for a protein of 202 amino acids.
GAACGUGGAAAUAAUCUUCAUUGACUCUUGAUUUGUCAGUGUCAUACACUUUGACCUAGUGCGUAACCCGGAAGUGUAGUCCCGUCUGCAGUUUACACAAUGAUGAGACUGGAUGACAACGAUGAUGACGUCUCCCUGUUUGAUGCCGAGGAGGAUACAGGCAGAGGAAAGUCAAAGAAGACUAAAAUCAAGCAUCCAGUGGCCUCCUUCUUCCACCUAUUCUUCAGAAUGAGUGCCAUCCUGGUGUACCUGCUCUGUGAGCUCCUCAGCAGUAGCUUCAUCGCCUGCAUGGUCACCAUCAUCCUUUUCCUGUCAGCUGACUUCUGGACCGUUAAGAAUAUCACAGGCCGGUUGAUGGUAGGCCUGAGGUGGUGGAACCAGGUGGAUGACGAUGGAAAAAGCCACUGGGUUUUUGAGUCCAGAAAGGGGAAUUCAAAGCAGCCGGUGUCAGACUCCGAGUCGAGGAUCUUCUGGCUGGGUCUAGUCGUGUGUCCUAUCAUCUGGGUCUUCUUCGUCUUCAGCACCCUCUUCUCCUUCAAGAUUAAGUGGCUGGCUGUGGUGAUCAUGGGCGUGGUGCUACAGGGGGCUAACCUGUAUGGCUAUGUUCGCUGUAAAGUGGGCAGUCGGACGAACUUGAAGAACAUGGCUACUAACUAUUUCGGAAGGCAGUUUCUUAAACAGACAAUGACUAACCAAGAGGAAUCAUAAAGAAGAACGUCGACUCUUAAGAUCUGAACAUAUGUUUGCAUUAUUCUGAAUGCCGUUGUAUAUCUGGAGUUUUACUAGCAACUAAUACUGAAUAGAAAUCUUUUGGGACAUUGCUUACCUUUGACGAGUUUUCCCAUUGUGAUACCAUUUCAGGAGAGAAGUAGCAUCAUUUGUAGAUAAGGUUUUUCCACUGUAGCUCUACUGACUCAAAGCAAAUCCCUUCUCUGCUUUGACGUUUUGCAUAUUAUCCCGAGACUUUAUACAAUAACAAUGAAAUGUUGUUUCUGACUUGUAUUAUACAAACAUGUUGCAGGGUAUAAUAUUGAUGGUUGUAAAUAUAGAACAUCAAGGUCAUGUGUUCAUGUUUUUGUGCAAAUACAUUUAUAACAUUUCAAAAUGA